Messenger RNA from Cuscuta epithymum, 879 nucleotides. Lineage: Eukaryota; Viridiplantae; Streptophyta; Magnoliopsida; Solanales; Convolvulaceae. The record is from the annotation of a GenBank genome assembly.
CCCACAAAUUCGACAAUCUGCUCACAAUUAGCCCCUAAUAGUUUCUUGAGUUUCAUCAUUAACUGAUCAGGAUUUUUAUACAAUAUUAUACGAAUUAAAUCAUUUCUCAUAGGACAUAUUGAUCGAAGCAUAUAAUUUCUGAAGGAAUAUAAUGGCAAAUAUUCGCGGACCGGUCGCCUCUUUACUUUUGGUGCUGAAUUUCUGCAUGUAUGUUGUGCUCUUGUCCAUCGGCGGGUGGGCUAUGAAUAGAGCCAUUGAUGAAGGCUUCAUAAUUGGUCAAGGACUUAAACUCCCAGCGCGUUUCUCUCCGAUAAGCUUUCCGUUUGGAAAUGCGGCCACCGGAUUCUUCGUCACGUUCUCCAUGAUCGCUGGCGUCGUUGGAGUGGCAUCCGCCAUCGCCGGAAUAUCCCAUAUCCUCGGUGGGAACUCCGAGACUCAGGCUGCUGCUUCUGCUGCCGCUGCUUCUGCUGCUACUAUUGCUUGGACUCUUACUGCCCUUGCCAUGGGGUUUGCUUGGAAAGAGAUUCGGCUUAACAUUAGGAAUUCCAAGCUGAAAACUAUGGAAGCAUUCACGAUCAUUCUGACGUUUACUCAGCUCGCAUACAUAUUGGCCAUUUAUCUCAAGAAAUGAAUGAAUCAUCAGAUUUACGAGUAUACAUGGAGUGUGAUUUAUUUUGUUUAGUGAACAUUAUUUUUUCCAUUAAUAUUUCAUUGUUUAAUUUAGCUCAUUAGAAUUAUGUCACUUUGUGAGAAAUAAAAGCGUGCUGUGUGUUUAUAUGCCCCCAAAAAAUACUACGGAGUAUUUAAUUUCCAUUACAUAUGAUGGGUUGUUUCUGGUCAGAAGAACGUUUUCGAAUCAAAUUUAGUCGUUUAAAGAAA